Dermacentor silvarum is the source of this 1250-nucleotide messenger RNA. Its product is annotated as glucoside xylosyltransferase 1. The coding region runs from base 19 to 1173 and encodes 384 amino acids. Gene Ontology annotation, molecular function: UDP-xylosyltransferase activity. The record is from RefSeq and is a predicted model, not a curated record. The transcript is spliced from 6 exons. Gene Ontology annotation, biological process: protein O-linked glycosylation via N-acetylgalactosamine. NCBI's taxonomy places the organism in Eukaryota, Metazoa, Arthropoda, Arachnida, Ixodida, Ixodidae.
AACGUAACAACAAGUGUCAUGGCUGGUAUCCGCCAUACGCACCUCCUACUCGGCCUGUGUGCGUUAGCAGCACUUGGCGGCCUUCUUGUGACUCGCCUCGGUUACAUCAACGUGGAUGUCAACUUUUCCCGGUUCCGUGAUAUAGUCCAGGACAGAGACCAGGAUUCUGACGCCUUCAGCGACGUGGUUCUCGUCAAGCCCACUCCAAGCAAGAGAAUGACCCUGGUGUUCGUCAUAUGCGAGGGCCAUUUUGAUCUUGGCAUCGUUGCGGUCAAGUCAGCUGUAGCCUACUCCACGUCAAGAUUACACUUAGUCGUCAUCGCAGAUAAACGGAACGAGGAAAAGAUGCGAAGAGAGUACUCAUCUUGGCCAGAUAGCGUCAAGAAGCGUGUUAGCUGUGAUGUAAAGCCAGUGUGGUUCCCCAAGGAAAACUACCACCAGUGGUGGGCAAUGUUCAGGCCUUGCGCUACGCAGAGGCUUUUUUUACCGAGUAUGCUUCCGAAUGAAGAUGCCGUCAUCUACGUUGACACAGACGUGGUAUUUCUCCACCCGGUCGAAGACUUCUGGAGAAAAUUCUACGCCAUGAAUGAGUGGCAGAUGGCCGGCAUGGCUCCGGAGACAGAGGACUUUAAAAAAAACUACUACUUGAUAAAGGGACUCCACCCUUUCGUGCAGCCAUUUGCGUUAAAUGCUGGGUUGCUGAUGAUGAACCUAACACGCAUGCGUGCCUUCGGAAUCGAGCGCCGUCUGCUGGAGCUCAAGCGGGAGUUCGAGGGCCGCAUUCCGUUUGCGGACCAGGACUUGCUGAACAUCCUGUUCACUCGAUACCCGCAAGGGAUAUUCACCUUCACGUGCCGCUGGAACUUCCGCGGAGAGCACUGCCAAGGCGACGCCCUGUGCACUGACGGCCCAGUGGCAGUGGUGCAUGCGUCGCGCAAGAUGAUUUCGGAAAAACUCGAGCCGGCAUUUGUCACGCUCCACCAGGCCAUGCAGAAGUUCAAACUUGGACAACGUCUCGUGGAUGGCUUCAUUCUUCCUGUUAAAGAAGGCCUCCAGAAUGCACGUCCGACGGGGUGCACCAAAGAGUUAACCAAGCAGCUACCUCUACUUACGCUGUCUGCAAGUCGUGUCGACAACACAACUGCCAGAGCUGAUUCAAUGAUUGCACCGUAGGGGUGGAGUGCAUUUCUGCGCGGCUAUAGUGACGAUUAGAUAUGGUGGUAUUAUGUGAUAAAUUACGUUCAUUUCGA